Messenger RNA from Paramecium sonneborni, 779 nucleotides. The record is from the annotation of a GenBank genome assembly. NCBI's taxonomy places the organism in Eukaryota, Ciliophora, Oligohymenophorea, Peniculida, Parameciidae.
AUGUAAAAAACAACAUAUAAUUAAGUACAAGUAGAGGAGUGUAAUUAAAUAGAAAAAGAAACUAAAAGUUCCGCUUUACUAGGAUCUAAAAUCUACUCUCAAUACAAAUACAGAUGGAUCAUUUUAAUGUGUUAUCUUAUAGUUGUAUUUAUUAAUGGUAUCGGAUAUUAAACAUUUAUUCCUAAUGCGAAAUAAGUAAUCAUUUUUAAAGUAAUUGUAGUUUGUAUAACUUUAUGAUUUAGAUGAAUAAAUCAUAACUCUUACUGGAACUAUAUAUCUGAUAAUGUAGCCAUUAUUUACUUUUUUUGCAUCUUCAUGUAUUUAAUUUGCGUAUAAUGAGUCAUUGUUAAUAAAGGCUUUGGUGUAUCAAUUAGUUUAGGUGUAAUAUUAACAAUAGCUGGUUAUGGUAUUAGACUCUUAAUUAAUUAAUUCUCUUUUAUUUUUGUUAUUGUAGGUUAAGCAUUUUUGGGAAUAUCAAGACCUUUUAUUUUAAAUGGUUAAACAACUAUGGCUUAAAAUUGGUUUUUUCCAUCGAAUCGUACUGCAGUUUUGGCUGCUUGUAAUGCAUUCUAAACAUUUUCAAUGGUUAUUAGUGUAUUAUGGCCAGCAAAUUGGAUAUUUAAAGAUUAUUCAUAUAAUAUGUUAAAUAAAUAAGAAGGAUUAGAUUUAUCAAUCAAAAUAUAAUAUCAACAAUUCUUUUUAAGUCUAACACUAAUUCCUGUUAUUUUUCUUAUAAGAAAUAAACCAAAAACGCCUCCAUCUGGCUUUGCAAAUUCUGA